Topomyia yanbarensis is the source of this 598-nucleotide messenger RNA. Its product is annotated as mitochondrial import inner membrane translocase subunit TIM14. The transcript is spliced from 3 exons. Lineage: Eukaryota; Metazoa; Arthropoda; Insecta; Diptera; Culicidae. Gene Ontology annotation, cellular component: PAM complex, Tim23 associated import motor. Bases 135 to 491 code for a protein of 118 amino acids. Gene Ontology annotation, molecular function: ATPase activator activity. Gene Ontology annotation, biological process: protein import into mitochondrial matrix. The record is from RefSeq and is a predicted model, not a curated record.
GACAAUCUGUCACUAUAAAACUAGUACUGCAUUUCCGUAUGCCGUCUGAACUGGCGGAUUGUUUAUUUACUUUAUUUUGAAUAACGCAAUUACCUUCGAAGUUAUCGAAAUUGUAAAUUUAUCCACCUAAUGAAAUGGCAGGUUCCAUGAUUGUAGCAGGACUGGGUUUGGCCGCACUUGGUUUCGGAGGCAGAGCGUUGAUGCGUCAAUUACCGAAUGCAGCGAGCAAAAUGCAAGAGGCACUACAGAGUUUGCCAAAGUUCGACGCGGAAUCGAUGGCCAGUUCCAAGUACUACCGCGGGGGAUUCGAUCCCAAAAUCAACAAACGAGAAGCUGCUCUCAUUCUCGGUGUUAGUCCUUCAGCAUCAAAAUUGAAGAUAAAGGAUGCACAUAAAAAGAUUAUGCUUCUGAACCACCCAGAUAGAGGAGGAUCGCCUUAUUUAGCUGCUAAGAUCAACGAAGCGAAGGAUUUUCUAGACAAUGCUAAAUGAAUCAACGUUAUGGUGUAGAGAACCACCGUCGACUCUAUGUUAUGUAAAUAUUUUUCCUUAUUUCUAAUUUAAACUAGUACAAGAAAUAUAACAAAAUAAUCAAUUUA